Molecule: messenger RNA, 1400 nt
Organism: Colossoma macropomum (tambaqui)
Lineage: Eukaryota; Metazoa; Chordata; Actinopteri; Characiformes; Serrasalmidae
Gene: ece2a
Product: endothelin converting enzyme 2a
Exons: 3
Coding region: 235-966 (243 amino acids)
Molecular function (GO): S-adenosylmethionine-dependent methyltransferase activity
Source: RefSeq, a predicted model, not a curated record
UGCACGUGUGCCUGUUUCAGUGAGCAUAGUGUGUGUUCCCGCUCUCUCCACACUGUUUGUCACGUUUUAAGACAAAGAUGUGAAUAAUAAACUCAUAAACACCGACUUCUCGUAUUACGUUUUCCUCAGGAAGUACUGUCACUGUCUGUCGGUCGGUCUGUGUAACAUAAACGCUGUUUGUAAACUGAGGUAGCUAACAGGCUAGCCGGCGGUGCUGCUUUAUUCCAGAUAAAUAUGGAGUAUUUACCGGACUGUAACGCCAAAUACAAAGAUGUGGAGUACUGGAACACGAGGUACGAGACGGAGGAGAGUUUCGAGUGGUUCGGGGAUUUCUCCAAGUUUCAGCACCUUCUAGUCCAACAUGUGGGAAGAGAUGAAAACAUUCUGAUGCUGGGCUGUGGUAACAGUGCUCUGAGUUUGGACAUGUAUCAGGCGGGCUAUGCAUCCAUCACAAACGUGGACUACUCCAGCGUGUGUGUGGAGAGCAUGGCUGAGCGUCACUCUGACUGCGCUGGUUUGAGCUGGGUGUGUAUGGACAUUCGCCGCCUGGCCUUCCCUGAUGCCUCCUUCGACGUGGUGAUGGAGAAAGGCACGCUGGACGCCAUGCUGGUGGACGAGAAAGACCCUUGGAAUAUUUCAGACAGCAGCGCCCAGCUUCUGCACCAGGUGCUCUCUGAGAUCAGUCGAGUCCUGAAGCCGGGGGGUCGCUUCGUGUCGGUGACCUUCGCCCAACCACAUUUCCGCAAGAGACUGUACGCUCGCACCGAGUACAGGUGGUCCAUCAACCACUAUCACUACGGAGACAGCUUCCACUACUUCCUGUAUGUCCUCACUAAAGGUGAGGAGCUCAGCCCAGAGGACACUGCACUGGAAAGGAGGCUGCGCACAGAAGCUGAGGCUCCGCCCACUGUGCUGACCUUUGAAGAAGUGGAAAAUGAGGACUUCCUUAAUAACAUUGCUCUAUGAAGUCAAGCCCCACAGCUGUCAAAGUAAUUUAAAAUAAAUAUUUUUAACAUGUUUUAACAGUUAAUUUAUUGUGAUCGUUUUGUAUGGAACAUCACGAGGGUUGUGCCUGUACUUGAUCAUGAAAUUCUCAGGUCUCACUGUGAUUUUACAUUUGUACAGAUACAGUGAACUAGGCCAUAUAAGGGUAUCUAGGUCAUUAAGGAUUAAGAUUCGAGUUAUUGUAAGUUUGGGGUCAGGCCAUCAAAUUGUAACCGCACAUGUAGGGGAGCGCGGUGAACAACUUAACGCGGGGCACAAAUUAAUACAGCCUCUGUACUGCAGGGUUAGUUGUCACACGGUGUUACAACUAAGCUGCCUUUAACACAAAGACAAAUAAAGUAAAUUUUGUCUUGUUGUUCCAUACAUUUACACAGAUUUUAGAACAGUGUGCCAUA